Diospyros lotus (date-plum) is the source of this 339-nucleotide messenger RNA. RefSeq lists its product as uncharacterized. NCBI's taxonomy places the organism in Eukaryota, Viridiplantae, Streptophyta, Magnoliopsida, Ericales, Ebenaceae. The transcript has a single exon. The record is from RefSeq and is a predicted model, not a curated record. Bases 1 to 339 code for a protein of 112 amino acids.
AUGGCCAAGAAUCCGCUUGCAGGUUUGCUAGACACUAACAAGUUGACAGGUCCCAAUUAUCUGGAUUGGCUAAGGAAUCUCAAAAUUGUUUUGGAUUCCGAAAAAAUAACAUAUGUGAUAGAUAAGGCCCCACCUGAAAAAGUUUCAGAGGCAUCCACCCUAGAGGAACUAACCACUUGGCAGAAGUGGAAAGAUGAUGAUAUUCAUGCUCGUUACUAUAUGAUAGCAUCGAUGUCCAAUGAGCUGCAAAAGCAACACGAGAACAUGGAGCAUGCAGCAGAGAUUCAUUUGCACCUACAAGAGUUGUAUGGUGAGCAGACUAGAUAUGUGAGAUAUUAG